CCUUCCCCGGCGCGUCGUCAGCACUCCCGCCCCUGCACUCGGUCCCCGUGGUGGCUCGUCCCUCCCUGACCUGGGGCUCUGGCGUCCGGGCCUCGCGGAGGCCGCCCGCGGUGGCUGCGCGGACUUCCAGAGCCCUGGCCCGGCCCCCUGCCCACGGAAGCGGGAUCCUCUUUCCCACCGUACAGAAUUAGCGUGACGGCCUCCUGCACAGGGUGCUGACGUUUCCGUGCUUGGGUUCCUCUGCUUCCCUGGGUGGAGAUCCAGGAGGGGUCUCGGUCGGCAUCACCCACCGGAACACUAGUUUACUCCUAAUCCGCAGCCAGCCACCCACGUCCCUCCUCUCCACAGACAUCUUUCUUGGGGGCCUUAAUGUCAUGGUCCCUAUAAGAGCUUUUUAAGCUUCUAAGGUUCUUGCUUUUCCAAGCGCUGAAGACAGUGCACGAAGCCAGGGGACAUCAGCCAUGCUCCAAACGACUUGGCCUCAGGGGCGUUGCGGCUGCUUCCGAGUGUUGGCCGUGAUGCACACAGCUGCUGUGACCAUCUGUGUGCAGGUUUUUGUGUGGACAUAAGUUUUCAGCUCGUUUGGGAAGAUCACCAAGGAGCGGGACUGCUGGCUCACAUGGAGCCAGUGACCUUUGAGGACGUGGCCGUGCACUUCACGCAGAAUCAGUGGGCCAGCCUGGACCCCGCGCAGAGGGCCCUGUACCGGGAGGUGAUGCUGGAGACGUAUGCAAACGUGGCUGCCCUGGUUGCAUUUCCGGUCCCCAAACCUGCUCUGAUCGCCCAGCUGGAGAGAGGGGAAGCCCCCUGGGGCCCUGACCCCUGGGCAGCAGAGGUGUGGAGUUGCAUCUGUCCAGGCGGCGAGUCCCGCAUCAAGGACGACGACGAGCCAGCGGUAAAGCGGGAAGCCCCCGCAGAGACAGAGCGGCCGCGGUGGCCGGGAGGAGGGCUUCCCGGAGAGAUUCCCGAGCCCCUCGGUUUUAGAAGCAAGGCCCCGUGGCAGCCUUCCGGCCUGAACCCGAACCUGAUCCUUCGAGGGGGCAUGAAGUUCUACCGCUGCGGCGCGUGCGGGAAGCUCUUCCGGUACAACUCGAAGCUCCUUCGGCACCAGAUGAGUCACACGGGGGAGAAGCCCUUCAAGUGCAGGGAGUGCGGCAAGGCCUUCAAGUCCAGCUACGACUGCACGGUGCACGAGAAGAACCACGCCGGGGCGGGGCCCUACGAGUGUAAGCAGUGCGGCAAAGGGCUGAGCUCCAACACGGCCUUGACGCAGCACCAGAGGAUCCACGCGGGGGAGAAGCCCUACGAGUGCAGGGAGUGCGGCAAGGCCUUCCGCAGGAGCGCGGCCUACCUGCAGCACCAGCGGCUGCACACCGGGGAGAAGCUCUACACGUGCCAGGAGUGCUGGAAGGCCUUCGGCUGCAGGUCGCUCUUCGUCGUCCACCAGAGGAUUCACACCGGGGAGAAGCCCUACCGGUGCAAGGAGUGCGGCAAGGCGUUCACGCAGAAGAUAGCCUCCAUCCAGCAUCAGAGGGUUCACACCGGCGAGAGGCCGUACGGGUGCAAGGUGUGUGGGAAAGCCUUCAAGUGGUACGGCAGCUUCGUCCAGCAUCAGAAGUCGCACCCCGAGGAGAGGAAGCUGGUCCCCACGAGUCCCCGGUGCCCCCCUUCAGCCCCGUCGCCGGGCCCCCUCCGGAGUCUCUGCCCGGCUGCAGCCGUGGCCGUGCCUCCGCUGACCUUUCCGCAGGCUGUGCUCCUUCCUGCCUCCGGGCCUCUGUUCGUGCUGCUGCCCGCGUCCGCAGUGCCUUCGCCGCCUGUGCACAUGGUGCGCGUCUUCCAGGGCCCCGCUGCCGUCGCCAAGCCUUUCCCGGUUACGCUCACCCCCUCCCAGCCCCCGUGAGCUUCACCUUGCCGCGCCGAGGCUCUCACGCCCAGCACAUCUCCAACCUAAUUGGAGUUGCACUUGUAGUUUUUUCCCCUCACUCUUUACAUGUGUUUCAAGUGCUUCAGCAUACACUCCAUUGUGAUCUGUAUAUUCGAAGACUGUGUUCAUACGUUUUCUUCUGGAAAUGGAAGUACUUGACCUUGGCAUUGGCCCCUCUCGGGCUUGGACAGUAAUGGCUGUGUCUGCACUGUGGGGGCUGUACCUGCACUUGGAAGGGAUGUUGGAGAAGAUUGGGAGGGAACCCACAGUCCAUGAAAAUGGCCUGAGAGAAGAGGAGUAGGUAUUCUUGCUCCUGCGGAGUAGAGGAUUAGAAUAAAUUUGCAACAACAGACUUCAGAAAUGAACGCAGGUCGUUUAGUGGCCUGAGAUGGUGUACGGAUGCCACUGAAGUUCAUUGCCCUCGCCUCAGGUCACUGAGGACCUCACACGUCUGUGCAAAAGCUCGUGUGAAGUAACCAGUGAGAAAUAGUAUGUAUGCGGUGACAGCAAUUAUCUUAUGAUCAAUCGUGAUCCUCUCUUGAACCGUGCAGGUUUUUUCUUUAGUCUUGCUCUUUGUGUUUGGAUUUAUUUUUUAAGUUUAGUUUUCUGAGUAAAUACACACCAAGCGUUCACCUUU
Phyllostomus hastatus (greater spear-nosed bat) is the source of this 2561-nucleotide messenger RNA. Its product is annotated as zinc finger protein 621-like. Gene Ontology annotation, molecular function: DNA-binding transcription repressor activity, RNA polymerase II-specific; RNA polymerase II cis-regulatory region sequence-specific DNA binding. The record is from RefSeq and is a predicted model, not a curated record. Lineage: Eukaryota; Metazoa; Chordata; Mammalia; Chiroptera; Phyllostomidae. The transcript is spliced from 6 exons. The coding region runs from base 620 to 1900 and encodes 426 amino acids. Gene Ontology annotation, biological process: negative regulation of transcription by RNA polymerase II.